Adineta steineri is the source of this 948-nucleotide messenger RNA. Lineage: Eukaryota; Metazoa; Rotifera; Eurotatoria; Adinetida; Adinetidae. The record is from the annotation of a GenBank genome assembly.
AUGACACAAAAAUCAAUAAUAAUUCCAUUGAGUUCAGAAUCAGUCAUUCUGCAUAUUUAUUCAAUUUCAGAAAGUAUUAAUCGUGUUUCUCUUCUGUUUGGUGUUGGUCUUUAUCAUACAGCUGUUGAAGUUUAUGGUCGAGAAUAUUCAUUUAUUGGUCAUCCAUUUAAAUUUACUGGUAUUAUUACAACAAUUCCAAAAACAGCUGCUUAUAUCUAUCAAGAAGGACUUGAUAUAGGAAGAACAAAUAUGACUAAAGAUGAAGUUGAUAAUUAUUUAAAAGAAUUAGGAACAAUAUUUACUGGUAGUUCUUAUCAUCUUUUACGUAAUAAUUGUAAUCAUUUUGCUAAUAAAUUCAUUAAUGGUCUUUGUAAUGGUAAAUUACCGACGUAUAUUAAUCGAGCAGCUAAUUCUGUUUGUUGUUUAUCAUUUCUUGAUACAAUGUUUAAUGUUAAAAUAGAUUCUGAAAGAUUUUUUGUUGAAGUACUCUAUUUAACAUUGAAUGGAGAUAUAAAUUGUGUUAUGGAUAUACUUGAUAUUGAUCAACAAACAAAUCUUUUACGUUAUGCAUCUUAUAUAGAAGCUUCUUUUAAUGAUUAUUCUAUACCAAAAUGUUUUCCUUAUUAUCCAAUAAUCAAAAAUUAUAAUCCAUUUACACUAUCAAAAGAUAUUGUUGAACUUAUUAAAGAAAAUUUAUGUCCAAAUUUUAUUUUUACUCAAUCGAAAAAUGUCUAUGAUUUUGCUUUCGAUCUAUAUAAUAAAUUGCAAGCAAGAAAAUUACAACAUACUAUUCUAACUGAUUGUAAUGGGGUGGUAAUACCAGAAAUAAGCAUUUAUUAUUCAACGGAUAUUUAUCAUUAUUUAAAUCAAUGUCAAAAAAUAGUUAUUGAAACAAUUGAACGAUUUAUAUCUGAACAUACAUUUGACAAUGAUGAGAUUUUUGUUUGA